Annulohypoxylon maeteangense is the source of this 1467-nucleotide messenger RNA. RefSeq lists its product as uncharacterized. The transcript has 3 exons. Lineage: Eukaryota; Fungi; Ascomycota; Sordariomycetes; Xylariales; Hypoxylaceae. The record is from RefSeq and is a predicted model, not a curated record. The coding region runs from base 97 to 1296 and encodes 399 amino acids.
CAAGUACCUAAUCCAAUUCCCCAGUGCUCCAAAUCAGACUUUUUGCUUUCCUCCCCUUCACCGAUUUGAAUGUAACUUCUAAGACACGAAUACAAAAUGGCGUUUAAGAGCGCUUUCUUUGUAAUAGCGCUGGCCGCUCUCGUGCCAUUUCUAUAUGAGAGUUACAUCAGACUAUCAACCAUUCUAAACAAUGCGCCUGGCAAGCUGACGCAUUUCAACCAUCUCAAAUCGGAGAUCAAGUUUGAAGACUCGGUUCGUAGUUGCGAAGAUGCUUUGCUUAUCGAAUCCAAGGGUCUGGCGAUUUUGUCAUGCGACCCUGGACGAGAGUCGUAUAACACGGUGAUGGGCAUUUUCUUACCCGGACCCGUGCCUAGCGCCAACAUAUUCGCCUACGACUACACGGACGCCAGCGCGCCGGAUUCAAAGUCGCUGAAGCGAUUCGAAAUCCUGGGCUACGAGCCGGGCGCGGAUUUCCACACGUUAGGCAUCGCUUUCGACGAAGCGACCUCCACAUUGUUCGUCGCAAAUCACCGCAAAGACGGGCCGGCUGUGGAGAUGUUCACUCUGGACCUAGCCGCAUUUACCGCUAAGCAUUUCCGGACUAUCCGGCAUCCACUGCUCCACGGCCCCAACUCCAUUGCGCUAAUGAACAGCCGCGAAUUACUCAUCACGAACGACCACUACUUCCUCACCGAGGAGUAUCCCACUCUCGCCUUAUUGGAGACGUAUCUCGGACUUCCCCUCGGCACCGUCGUCCACGUCGACAUCUCCGCUCUCCUGGCGGAUCCCACAGGCGAAGUUAAGGCCACCGUCGUCGCCCACGUCCCCUUCGCGAACGGCAUCAAGUUCCUGAACGAGAGCACUAUCGCCGUAGCUUCGACUACCAAGCUAGCAGUGUACUUCUACGACUUCAAACAAGCGGAGGCCGCGUCUGUUCCAACGCUUAGCUACAAGUCACUAGUCAGAAUCCCGUAUUUCAUCGACAACGUGCAGGUUUCGCAAGACGGGGCCUUGUACGUGGCCGGCCACCCUCACCCCCCUUCGCUGAACAAGUACGCUGCCAACCGCCACAAGUGCAAUUCGCCUGACCUCGCUUCUGCGGACGCGGCGGUGCAGGAGGAGUGUAAGACUAGCGAGGCUUUCUCCUGGGUUUCGAAGUGGACUGAGGAGAAGGGCCUCGAGCAUCUUUACGUCGGCGCGGAUUAUCCGAGUAGCUGCACGGCGGCUUUCGAUUCUAAGAGGAAGGUUGGCGUUGUGGUUGGGUUGUAUGCUAAGGGGUUGAUGGUCUGGAGGUAGCCCUGGGUAUUGGGUUGGAAGAUCUUAGAAGGAUGGGGUAACUUACCAAUAUUUUUAGUCACUUAAAGCGAAAUACAACUCGAAGAAAAGGGCGGGGAAAACAUGUGGCAAUAGAGUUAGAUAGAAAUGGGGUUACUUUGGAGGGUUUCUGAUUUACUGUAACUUGGUACU